AUGCGCCAGAGAUAUGUGAGCAAAUUGGAGGCCAUAUUCAACGCCAUUGAUGAUGGAGAUGGAAUGAUCACCGAAGCAAAGCUAGAUACCAUCCUUGCCAAUCCCAAGGUCAGAGCCUAUUUCCAAACUUUGGACCUGGACGUCAACGAAAGCACGGCGCUGUUCCGAAUCCUAGAUGAUGGGGAUGGAGAAGUAACCUUGGACGAGUUCAUCAAUGGCAUCUUACGGUGCAAGGGUGCUGCCAAGGCCAUUGACCAAGUGGCUCUUCAUACUGAAAUGAGGAGUUUGCACAAGAAGCUGACGAAGAUAUUGCAAAUGUGCGAACAGAUACCAGGAGUCGACCCGACAAGCUCCUCGAAGAUGAUGCCCAGGUCGAGUCACAACAAGGGAAGCCUGAAAGCUUUCAGGUCUUCGCUUAUGACCGGCCUCGAUUCUCCGGUUUUCAGUUUCAGCCGGGUCACAGCGCCGAUGUGA
This is a messenger RNA of Cladocopium goreaui, 474 nucleotides long. The record is from the annotation of a GenBank genome assembly. NCBI's taxonomy places the organism in Eukaryota, Dinophyceae, Suessiales, Symbiodiniaceae.